This is a messenger RNA of Phragmites australis (common reed), 1095 nucleotides long. RefSeq lists its product as uncharacterized. Lineage: Eukaryota; Viridiplantae; Streptophyta; Magnoliopsida; Poales; Poaceae. Gene Ontology annotation, cellular component: cytoplasm. Gene Ontology annotation, biological process: protein refolding. The record is from RefSeq and is a predicted model, not a curated record.
AUGGAGUUGGGAUGUUUCUGUCUCAAGCCAGGAAAUUUGCACACGCUGGAUGAUCCGGCGCUGGAGAUUUCGUGCACACCAUAUGGUCUGGCGAUGAGACAUUAUGCACGUCGGAACAUUUCAGGAAGCGAUGUUCUGGAGUCCUACACGCUGGAUGGUCCGACGAGGGAAGGCAUGAACGUCGGACUAAUUAUUGCAGAAAGGUUGCAGAUGGCCUGUCUAUUGGUAUCUUCUUGCUUAAAUUAUGAGGGCAAUGGGAAGGUUAUUACUGACCAUUGCACAAGCUGCUACGGUUCUGGCAGAGUCCAAGUUGAACGCGGUAUCAAAGUAGACAUACCUGGAGGUAUUGAUGAUGGCUCCACCAUUCAAGUUACUGGAGGAGGUGGUGUUGAUAAGCAAAGGGGUGCAAGUGGUGACUUGUAUACCUUUGUUCGGGUUAAUGAAAAACAAGGCAUCCACAGAGAAGGCCUCAAUUUGUACUCGAGUGUCACAAUUGAUUAUAUAGAUGCAAUUUUAGGAACUACAGUGAAGGUUGAAACAAUAGAAGGGCUCAAGGAUCUUCAUCCUCCUAGCACUCAGCCUGGAAAGAACUUGAAAUUUUCACAACUGGGAGCUCCAGACAUUAAGAAGCCUAAUGUCAGAGGAGAUCACAAUUUUGUGAUAAAGGUGAAGAUUCCGAAGAGUAAUAGUGACAUGGAACGUUCGCUAGUUAAAGAGCUUGCUGCACUAAAAGGAGCUCAGAGUAUUUCAGUUCCAGAAACUACAAACACAGAAAAUUUGAGAAAGAGAAACCAUCAUUCAUCUGCAAGGAGGAAGAAAUCAUUUUGGAGAUCUAUCUGGAAUUUGUUCAGGAGUGAUGAGGGCGAUCAGAGAUUUGCUUCGAUCCAUGUACAACCUGUUAUUCCACGUUGGACAUCUCACCAAGGAACUCAUUCUGCUACUCCCCCGCUGUUAAAAGGAUUCCUCAAGCUCGCAGCAUUCUUAUUUAUGAUCAGCAGAACCAGUAAAUUCAGGUUGACUCGGAAGCACUAUGACUGUCUAACUCGAGCUAAUGUAGCUGAAGAGGCAGAGUGUAUUUCUGCAGUGUUAGCGUGA